Wasmannia auropunctata (little fire ant) is the source of this 12373-nucleotide messenger RNA. RefSeq lists its product as uncharacterized. Lineage: Eukaryota; Metazoa; Arthropoda; Insecta; Hymenoptera; Formicidae. The coding region runs from base 1422 to 10292 and encodes 2956 amino acids. The record is from RefSeq and is a predicted model, not a curated record. The transcript has 30 exons. Gene Ontology annotation, cellular component: membrane.
AUCCACACAACGGAUGGGAUCCAGGGCGAGUGCAUUUCGCGUUCCGUGAGGGCCGUGAGAGAUAUGUUUAUGUAUUUUGACGAGAGAACGAGCAUCGAAGCGUGACGUCUCCUCGUCUCGCCUUUUGUUUGAGAGAGCUUAGGACUUUCCGAUAUUUCCAUUGAGGUUUGUAGGAAGUCCAGCGGUCAGACUUCAUUCCCGGAAUACCAGCUUUCCCGACAUCGAUCGGGAUGGAAGACGGAAAGCUUGUCGCACGAUUUCGAUAAACAUACCCUACAUUUGUCAGACAAUAACCCCCGUAGGUAUGCAGACAUCGAGGCGCACGACAAUGCGACGUGACGUAUAUAUAGGGUGCCCCAGGAUCACCGGAUAUUCUUUCAACCGCAGCUUCCUCAACCAAACGAGUUGGAGUUGCCUUUCUUUGGUAAAAAAAAAAAAUCAUGUGGGAAAAUUACGCUUCGCAUCUUUUGGUGCGCCAGGAUCAAGGAGUCGCUCGGAGUCCAAAGUUCGGCCGAGAAGGACAGCACGCGGCGCCGGGACACCCAGUACAGUCGCGCUUGGGAGGGACUCACCUGUUUCACAACCUGCGUGACGUGCACGCUCGGGUGCGUCACGUGACCCGCGCUCCACGGCUCCGCUGUAGUAGGUGUAGCGUAGCGUCAGCGCGCUACCAGCGAAUGUGCACCAUGGCGACCGCGGUAGUAGCCGUAGCGCCUCUGUGAGGAACGGCGACGUUGCGGGUUGCGCAAGGAGUGAGUUGACCGCGGCGAAAAGUGCGCGUAUACGCGAGCACAAAACGCAGUGACCGCAACCGCGCCCACGACUCCGAGGGAGGUGCGCUCCAGAUGGGGGCGAGAUCCGGCUCUGCGACCGACCAACGACGACGACGGCGUCGCGUCGCCGCGGCCGAGGGGCUUUAGCGAAAUCCGCGAACAUUUAACGAACGAACGAUCGAUCGAUCGAUCGGCGUCAUCAUCAUCGGCGAUGAUUCACGGAGAUCGGCGCGGGUCCACGUCAAGAUCGAACGCCUCGAUCUCGACUUGAUUUCAACGGAAAUUGAAAAGAAAAAAGAAAAAGAACAGGAACGAGACGAAGAAAUCGCGAACGUGAGACGGUAAAACGCAGCGAAACGGCCGCGCUCACGGUUUGCGGUGAAAACGAGAGGAAUCGCCAAGCGGAGCACGGAGUAACGGCUGCGUUACGCGCACGGUCCGCCACCGCCGCGGUCCGUGAACGAACCGCGUGAACGAGCGAGGAGGAUUAACGCACGAAUUCGAACCCCGCGAAGUAUCCCGCGUCUUCGGUACAGAGCAUCGAUUUAAUAAUAAAUCGAAGGACUACGGUGGGUGGAUUCUAUCUUCUAGUGAGUUCAGUGUCUCUCUCUCAUCGAGUGGAUUCAAAUUAAAUCGACGAUCGGAAACAUGUGUCGAGGAAUGCAACGGUUGUGCGUCUCGCUGUCGAUCCUGGCCGUUCUGGCAGGAGCCCGGCCGGACGACAGGUACGACUCGACGUCGAUUUACUACACGGAGCCGACGAUGCUGAUGAACGCGAGCGGGGUGCCCUGGAACAACGGCGGUCUUCAUGAGCUGCACGGCGGCCGCAUUGUCCGAGGUCAGAGACUGCUGUCGAGAUCGAAGAGCCCUUACUUGCUGCGGGAGGAUCUGUUCGUCGAGAGGGACGGCGAGCUCGUCGUCGAGUCCGGCGUGGAGAUUCGUUUCGGCCCGAUGAUCGGCAUCACCGUUCGCGGUAUCAUAACCGCCGAGGGCGAGGCACAUGCGCCGAUCCUGCUGACCGCGGCGGAAGUGGAAACGCAGGUUCCAACUCUUCGAGCAUCACCCACGAUACGCCUUGUUGACGGACCGAGUCCGCUAGCGGGAAGGCUGCAGCUCUUUCAUCAAAGUGCCUGGCGUUCCGUCUGCACGAACUCGCGAAAUUGGACCCGCGCGGACCUGGAGACAGCGUGCCGGCAGCUUGGUUAUCAGGGCGGUCAAUGGUGGUCGUGGGUCGACAGACAAUGGCCGUCCAAGCCGCGUCUUCUUUAUGAAGAACCAGGUUGUCGUGGCACCGAGAUGUCGCUAACAAUUUGCGAUCGUUGGUCGGAGAGAGAAUUGGGCGCCGGUGUUUGCGAUUAUCAUCCGGACCUGGGUAUUUCUUGCCUGCCUCGCCACGAUGGUGCGACCAAAGCGAUCAAGCAUUGGCGAGGGAUACGAUUUGAGGACGCGGUGUACCAUAGACCGCUCAUUCAACAGAACACACUUUACGUGCGUCGAUCGCGGUCCAUUUUGCGAAAUACGGUGAUCGAAUAUGCUGGCACCGGGAGGGAAUACAAUGUAACAUCGGCAAUUCAUGUGGAAGGCGUACCACCGAGAAUGGAGUCGAUUUCUGUUCUCCAUUCUGCUUUCACGGGUAUCAACGUCACCACGCCGGACGCACCGGUCGUGAUAAAUAAUUGUACCGUGCAAUAUAACAGAGGAUACGGGAUUUAUGUAAAUAGCUCGUCCGGCAUGGCGCAUAUCAACAACUGCACGGUUUUCGAGAACGGAGCGGACGGGAUAAAGUACGUGCACGCGGACGAGCGACCGGACGAGAAGCUGGAUCGUAACGACGUGUACGAUCUUUGUACCUUCCCUACAACGACCAGUCAGACCUUCCCCAUCACUGUAUCUAUGGAGCAGAAUAAAUAUGCGCUCAACGUAAAAUAUUGUCCACAACACAUUUUCACGAGGCCGGGCCAUGUGCUGACGGUGCAUUUUCUGCAAAUGAAAACCGACAGAAACGACAGCGCUGUCAUAGAGGUGCGCGACGGUAUAAGCGGAGUGGACAGGCUUUUGGCCACUGUCAAAGUCAGAAACGGAACGUUACCGCAGAGCGUGACCUCAACGCGCCAGAAUCUCUUCGUGAAGUUCACAGCGGAAUCCCGAACGAACACGAUCGUGUUCAUGCGAGUGUCGUCAGGCUACAAGAAAACAUAUGAUCUCAACGUGACUGGCAGUGUAAUAUCAGGCAACAGCGGCCGUGGUAUCAUCGUGGAGAAGCUAAGAUCCGCCUUGCACAUCCACGAGACCUCGGUGUCGAAUAACGAUCAUGUGGCGGGCGUGCAGGUGCUGGGUGGCGCGACGGACGUUAAUAUCACCGACAGCCGUAUCUCGUUCAACCAAGGGGACGGCGUUAACAUCACUGUUACGGGCGGCAAUCGUAACGUGUCGCGUAGCAGUAUAUCGUCCAACAGCGGUUACGGUUUCGCGGUGUGGCUAAACGACAGCCUCGCCACCGAAUACGUACACUUCAAUCAAUCGACCGUGAUCGAGUACUCGCAGAUAUUCCGCAAUAAGGACAUUGGCGUUUUGAUUGGUAAUUCAACCGGCAACUCGUACGUGAAUGUAACUGGCAACUGGUUCAAUACCAGCCUCGAAACGGCGCUGCAAGUGGAAUCCAGUUGGAGGAGGGACAAUGGAAUAAUGAGAGUGCAGAUCGGGCACAACUCGUUCAUAAAGAAUGCGAAGUUGGGGAUCAAAUUGAGCCCGGCGCUCAAUCUCGACGCUAUUAUAGAGUACAAUCACUUCAGAGACCAAGCGACCGGCGCGAUUCUGAUAAAAAAUCCGCUGUACGAAGAGUUUAACGUCUUACCCGCGGAGGUCGUGAUCCGACAUAACGAAUUCUACGACAACCGAGGUACCUUCGUAGCCAGCAUCGGCUUAUCGCCUUACAACGACGCGCAAAAGUUACUGUUCACGAGGAACUUCCUGCGUGACAAUCGCGUUCGGGAGCUGUUCGACAACGGCGAUAUGCUGAAUGUCAAACUGAUACCGCGCUCCAGGGUAGCCGCUGUCGUUGUCGUAUCCUCGGGCAACGUCGAAGUUUUCCGUAACAUUUUACAAAAUCCCGAAUCGCCUUAUGAGAUCGGCUCUCAUCUGGAGGAUCAGAGCAAAGUUAUCAAUUGUACGUACAACUGGCUAGGAUCUCACGAAGAGAAGAGGAUAUUCGAUCGAUUGUUCCACAGGAAGGACAGAUACAAUCUCGCCAAGAUCGAGUAUCUGCCUUACCUGCUUCACAGCAGCAACCCUGGCGCGAACACCAUCAUGCAGCAUCGGACGUACGUGCCGCAGUUCAUCACGCCCGGCACGAAUCUAGUCGGGGGUGAGGUAGACGGCCAGGAGGAAUUAAAAGCCGGAGAGUACAUGGUCGAGCGUGAUAUCAACGUGAGACCCGGCGGCAAACUAAUACUGCAGCCGGGCGUUACGUUACGCUUCCCACCGGCCGUGGGAAUGAUGAUCGCUGGCAAAUUCGACGCGCGCGGCAAGAAGCCUAGCGAUAUCUUGUUCACCCUCAAGGAGGAACUCAAUGUGUUACCGAUUAACGACACUUUCACGGACGAGGAGGAUACAAUUCAAAUCGACGAGACGGAAACCGUGCCAGUGAGACUUCUUGGUGGAAAAACGAAUCUCGAAGGGAGACUGCAGGUAAAAAUUGGGAAUAAAUGGGGCACCGUGUGCAAUUAUGGAUGGACGAUUCUGGAUGCGGCGCUCGUUUGCCAUCAGUUAGGCUUUAUCCUCGAUUACGAGAAUUGGCUCGUGGAGCGAUCGCACAUUCCAAACGCGGGCAUCAACGAGGAUAUACUUCUCAGCAAUGUGCGCUGUACCGAAUACGACAGUGAUAUAACUAAAUGUCGGGCGGAAAGGGAGCAGGAUUUCGAGAACUCGUGCACUCACGCGAAUGAUGUUGGCGUCAGGUGUUUGGAGGCGGCAUGGGCGGGUCUCAGAUUGGGACCGCUGGCGCAACGAAGCGACUUGCAGUACGUGACGAUCGAAAAGGCAGGCUUGCUGGAUUACAAAACGAAUUCAUUUAAGCCAGCCUUACAAAUCGAUUUCGCCCGGCACUCGCUGGACGGUGUCAAGGUCAUUAACAAUCUGCAAGACGGCUUGGGAGUUCUGUAUUCCGACAUAUAUUCGGCGGACGCGAUAAAUAUCGUGACGAACAGCGAUUUCUCGCAGAACGGCGGGAGUGGCAUCAGUUUUAAGCAACUGGGCAUGCGGAUCAUCAGCUCGCGAAUCGAGAACAACAAGUUCGCCGGAAUAAGGCACAAUCCUGCACUCUCGGCCGUUCAGCAGAGAGAAUUCGCGGGAUGGUUCCUGCGCGCGCCGGACACCACGAUCGACUCGCCGUACAAUCCGAUAAUCCUGCCGGACAUGAACGGGAAUGUCAUCGAGCUCGCUAACGGGGAGACCAAAUACAUCAUCACGGCCAAAGUGACCGGCGAAUCCGUCCGUCGUACCAUCACCAUUAAAUGCACCCACGGCUACGUCAUCGGCAUCCAAUUGUUGAACCCGAUAGAGAAUCGAAGUACGGAACAGAUUAUACUGCACGACUCGCAGCGUUUCAACGAGAAUCAGACGAUUUGGCACGUAAAACGGGACCUGAACGUCUUCCCCGUCUCGUCCAGUUCCUUCGGGGUAAUUUUGGAGUACGACAGCGGUGAUAAUGCCCUCGGUGGAGCUGUCAUAGUUGUCACGUCGCUCCUGGCUCCGAUACAGAAUAUUCGCAAUAAAAUAGUCAGAGGUCCUAUUCCGUCGCUGAUCGUCACGAAGACGAGGAUCAAGAGCAAUCAGAAAGGCGUGCUCGCGUUCUACUACAAUCGGUACCUGAACGAAAUCGGCGAUCAUUUUCUACGGAAAGCCAACGAGACUAUUCAGCUAGUCGGUUGCGAGAUAUCGCACAAUCACGAGGAGGCCGUUUACGUGUAUUCGCCUUACUGGAACAUCUAUCAGACGAAUCUGUCCGAGAUCUCGAUACACAUAAACAACAGCCUGAUCACAGACAACGGUAAAGGUAUACAUCAGUUCAGCCGCGACGCGAGGCACUCCAACAAUCUCUUCCACUGGAUAAUGCAAGACAGCACGAUCGAAAGAAAUCGCGGCGGUGGUUUCGAGGUGCUGCUACCGGACGUCUGGCAGUACAACGAGAACUUCACGCACUCCCUGUACUUCGGCAAUAACACCUGGCGUAACAACGAACAGUUCGGCUUCGUGGUGGACGGGCAUUUCGCGCACCUGAACGUAUCCCACAAUCGUUUCGACAGCAAUCGCUGCAAGACCGGUCUAAUAUCGAUACGCGGCAUGGAGAAGAGGAUCAGAAUCGACAACAACCGUAUCGAGGGUAACAGCGGCGUCUACAUGGUCGAGUUCCGCGCGGACAGCCAGUCCGAGAUCCUCGGUGACGUUUACGCGCGCUUCUAUUACAACGAGAUCAAGCGAAACGCGUACGAUCUCGUCGGUAUGGGACCACGCCGAACGUUCGACGAUCCCAGCUACGUCGUCGGCUUUCACGGUAUACAGAAGGUGCGAGUCAACAGAAAUCUCUUCGGCGAGAACUCGCUGGAUUACGAGUUACUGGCGGGCAUCAGGACGGCCAAGAUCAACAACGAAGUGGACGUGAUGGAGAAUUGGUGGGGUACCGAUAACGACACCUCUAUCAGAUGGAGGAUUUUCGAUUUCGAUGAUUGGAACGAUCACGCGGUGGCCAACUAUCGGCCGUACUUGAUGAGCGACUCGUUCGACGCGUCUAUCUCCGCGUCGUGGCAUGUAAAUCGGGAAAUCGACUUGGACAAUCUGGGCGGUCGCAUAGUGGACAGUCUCUCGUUGUACGCGAGAUCCGAGCCCUACGUUAUACGUUCCGACAUCACGGUCAUGCCGGAAGCUACCAUGCACAUCUACCCCGACGUCGUGAUGGAGUUCGCUCCUAACGUUGGCAUCUUAGUCCUGGGAACGUUGAAAGCCGUCGGCGUACCCGGCCACGAGAUCGUAAUGAGACCGAUGAAACGAGUUGACGCGAGCGUGAACACUACAUUCUCCAAGCCGACGCCAAUGAGGGCUUCCGCUAAUCUUAUAUCAACGCCAGACGAGACGAUUCGUCUGUGCAAGGAUGGACGUUGCUCCGCAUUGCACCACGAAGGAUUUCUAGAGUACUUUAACAAGACGACUCUUCAGUGGAUCCCGUUGUGCGACGAUCGAUUCACCGAGCGCAACGCCGAGGUGGCAUGCCGACAACUCGGUUACGACACCCUCAACGUGUACGUGUCAUAUGAUCGUAGAUACGAGCUCCAUCCUGGUUCGUUGACGCGCGUCUGGUCUUGGCCCGAACCGCUGCAGUGUUCUGGGAAAGAGCAAAGCCUCGAGGACUGCCAGAUCAGACUGAACGGUCAGUUGUUCGGUCAUCGUCACGAGUGCUCGUGGGACGGGCAGUUCGUUUUCCUGCAUUGCGGCAAGCGAAACCUGGACGACGCUUACGAUUAUUGGGGCGGAAUACGCAUCGCGAACAGCGAAUUCGAGCAUCAUCUCUACGAGCAUCGCAUCCACGACGUCGUGACUCACGAAACGGUCAGGCGUGUCGAGUCGGUUCUCCGAUACAUCAACAUAACCGGCGCCGGGAUCCUGCACUACGAGAAAUCGUCCGCCAUACAGUCGAUCAUGAAGUCUCCGGCGGUGGUGCACGUAAACAUAGAUCGCAGCGCUUAUCACGGCAUCAACGUCGUGUCUCCGACGCACACGGUGGAAUUACUAUUCAACACGAUUAACAACGUCCUCGGCAACGGCGUAAAUGUACUGUCCUUGACGGGAGAAGGCCGCGAGGCGGAUGAGAGCUCGUUCAUGCCUAUUAAGGAUCUCAAUAUUCCUUAUCAUCUAUUCAGCAUGGUCGAUAUAUGCGACACCGCGAAAGAGAUCACGAUCGAGGAGCGUGUGAUCGUGUAUUACAAGUACGAUAAUUAUCCUGUGAAUUGCGUGAAGAUUUUCCGCAGUCCUUACAAAACCAAACCGUUUGGAUUUAGGCUUUUGCAAUUCAAUCUUUACAACUCCACCGGCAAGCCGGGCCGUGCCGACGGUAUAACACUGUACGACGGGGAUAUUUACAAUAUCAGCACCAAAGCGAUUGCCCAUUUAGAAGUUAAUACUCCUGACGAGAAGAAAUUGUUCAGAACGGAGAAUCCCAGUAUUAGCAUUCGGUUAUUCGCCAACGGCGCCAGUAAUGUGCACGGAUUUAUCGCGGAAAUCGUGACUCUCCCGAUAUCUGCCAUUGGUUUCAAUCGCGACGUGCAGCACAACGUUUCCUAUUCUGUGAUAUCGAACUGCCGCGAGGGAGCCGUGAAGUAUUCAAGCGCAGGCGAGGUGAAUGCCAUAAUGACACUUGAGCGUAAUCAAUUUGUGAAUAAUUGCGAGAAGCUGUACGGUAAUUUCACCACGUGUAAAUCUGCGCUGUGGCUCGACGUUCAAAAUACGCAGUCGCUCUAUUUCAGGAACAAUUUGGUGCAGCGGAAUCAAGGCGGUCUUUCCAUCCGCGCCGAUUCGAGAGGUUCAGCAACGUCCCUCAAGGGAUGGAUUCACAAUAAUCUCUUCACGGAAAACUUCAACAGGCCUGCGUUGUACGUCGAGGGUCGUCAGAGCAGUCCCUACCAAGAGGUGACUAUAUUCAGGAAUUAUUUCACCAAGAACAAUGCUCCCUACGAAAAUAACAUCAUUUUGAAGCAAGUGGUCAGCAACAUGACGCUCAAUUACUUACACGGAAAUCUCGGUAUGCACUUACUGGAGAUUUCGGGAUUCGAGAAGGUCCGCUUGCCCUAUCAAAGCACAUCUCACAACGGCUUCUACAAAAACUACGCGGUCGAUCGUGAAGGCCGUAGCACUAUCAUCGCCGGUACACCCGGCCAGCAAUACGUCGAUAAUGUAUUUUUUAAUCCCGAUAACGAUUACGAGAUGCUCACGCCGAACAGAUCUCUUGAAUUAGAAAUGUGGCGAAUACCCCACAUAGACGCGCGGCACAACUGGUGGGGCUACAACGAAACUUUGGCGGUGGCUGGACGCAUCAGAGAUCGAGGGGAUUCACCCGAGUUGCUGCAAGUGGAUUUUCAGCCCUUCCAUAUAAACAAUAAGUCGGUAUUAAGCGGCAAGUGUCCACCCGCCUGGGAUCUCGUCGGUGACACGUGUUACAUAUUGAUCGGCGCGCCGAUGGACUUUUACAGCGCGCGAGACUUUUGCAGGUCGGCAAACGCGUCGAUGCCGUUCAUUAUGGGAGAUUAUCUGGAACUCUGGAAAUUCGCGCGCAAGCAACAGGAGCGAUUCGAUUAUUCGGAGCGCGUAUGGGUGCAACAAUUGGAACGCAUCGAUCAGUGCACGAUGUUCACGUAUCAAACCAUCGAGAUCGAUCACUGCGCGCAACCCAAUUCAUUCAUUUGCGAAAUCGAUCCCAGAGUCAACAUCGAUCCUCUGUCGUGGAGGAAAGAUAUCGUUGCGGUGGGUGUUUUGGGAGCUGUCGGUGUCGCGCUGGCAUUGCUGACCGCGGCGAUCGCGUUGUGGGCAUCCAAGUCGAAGAAACGCAAACUCGAAAGACUGGAGCGGCGUAACUCUAUUAGGCAAUCCCUGCAUUCCCUGCGAUCGGUCGGCUCCACGUCGGGUUUCACGGAGCUUGCUUAUCGACGAAAGCCUAUCGCGACCAAACAUUCCACGGAUACGCUAAACUCGAAUUAUAAGCGCAUGUUGAACGGUGGUAGCCUAGACUCGAUGGACAAGUCGCAACUGAAUUCCUCGAUAGAGGACAAUCAGAGCUACGACGUGUACGAGGCACAUAAUCCGCGAUACUCGCCGAGCACGAGCGACUUCAAGAGUACGGCGCAGAAGUACGGCGCGGCGCAGAGCGUCGACAAUCCGGUCUUCGACCUGGCAUAUCGCAACGAGGGCUUCCGCAAUCAUUCCACUUUCGCGGCGAGGAACGGUACCGCCGCCACCGCUGCCGCCGCCGCCGCUUCUAACUGGCCGUCGCAGCCGAACGUGCAAUCGACAUCGGUCGACGAGAGUCCCACGGUGUAUCCCAACAACGAAACCUCAUCGUACCUUCACAACACAUCCACGCUGCCGCUCCACUCCAGCCUUGCGCUCACCGACUCGAUGAGCGAGCUGAAACGCGACAUCGAGGCGUCGUCGGCCGGUUACGAUCCCAUGGAUUACAUGAAACCCGCCUACGACUCAACGCCGAGUCAGGCGUCCGAGCCCGUUCCGGAGUACGCGUCGGACUUCCAGCCGCCGGUACCGCCGCACCCCUAUCACUACGAGCCCGAGAGUAGACCCAGGAGCGAGACGCUGCUGGAGACCAACUUCGACACGGGCGAGGAGAAGCCGCUGCGCUCGAAGAGCGAGGUCCUGCUCGAAACCAAUCUGGACGCGUUCCUAGUCAACGAGCCCACGGAACUCACCCAGCUGUCGACGGCCGCGCGAAGCAAGAGUCAACCGUUGGAAACGGCGAUGUAAAGUUCUCGGAACGCGACCUCUUAGACCAGCGUUAUCCACAAUCCGGGCACAGUGCCGAAGCCGUGUGCCAAACGUCUAGCGACGAGCACUGCCAGCUAUCGCACAAUAAGAGAUUUUCACUCGUUCGUAACAUUAUGCUGCCGAUUUAAGCGACUCGUGCCAUUUCCAAUGAUUGCAAACUAAAUAUUGGAAUGUACGCGCACAGUAAGUCUUCGUUGUUAAUAACCCAGGAGCAAAGAUGCGGACAACGCUAACUCAUUGUUAGCUGUAGAAAUCGAGAGUCUCGUCACGUUGUGAAACAACGUUAAAUCAUUGAUCCGACACGUUAGAUAACGUUGCAAUAAUUAUUUAUAGCGACGGAUUGAAAUACAAUUAAUAAGUAUGUCAGUCUUAGACAAGCCGUGUUUGGGAUAAAUGCAUAGUACUCGUACAGACACGCAAGAUUUUCGAUGGGAAUCGCCCCGUCAAGACUUCGCGAGAGGGAGUUCAUUACGUAUAAUAUCAACGUUUUUGCUGUUAGAUUUUUUUUUACUAAAACGUUGAUAGUUUGGCAUGUAUGUUUAAAAUGGACCGCAUUUUUUUUCACACGACGUCCUAAAGAUCUCGAUAUUUUCGAUUCAGUUCAUCUUCCGUUAACGAUUCUCGGAAGUUGACGCGCGUUAACUUGUUGCGUCAUGCAAUCGUAGGUGUUCCAAAGAGGAUGACUGUUACAACGACACGUGUUACUUAAUUCCAAUUUCGUCCACAAGCGGUAUCUAAUACCCGCUAAUUUGAUAGACUGUUAAUAACGACACCGUCGUUGAGAGUGAUGCGACUCGCCGGAGACAAGGCUCGCGGAUGAUCCGCGAGAGUAAAUCGAUUGUUAAGACUACGAUACAAGUAUUUAGCAAUUUUAUCAAAAUCUAGACGUUAAAAAAAUUUUUUUGAUACAUAUAAGUUGACGGAGAGAAUAUUUAGAGAUAUACAACACGUUAUAAAUAUUAUCCGACGAUAAAUAUUUAUCGUCGGAAGCAGGACGGGCGGGAAGGAGGAUGUAUAUUAAUAUUAACGAUAAAAGUGCAAAAAGAAUUAAUUGAUUGAUUAAUUCGUUGUUGAUCUUGUUGCGACAAAGCUGUGAGAAUAAAAGCAGACCUCAUAUUCGUAAUUAGAUUAACUGGACACUCUCAUUGUGCUCGACAUUGUUCGACAAACGAGGUGUACGUCAGAUCGAUCAAAAUUUCUCCUUGUUAAUUUAAGAGUAUUAAAAAAAAUGAACAAGUUUAUUCUUUAAUCUGCUAACAUCAAGAAAAGUUGGAGUUAUCAGAUCCGUUGGCAAAAAUCUAUCGCGGAUGCACGGUGUUACACUGCCAAGUGUGUCCAACGUCCGUACGUUAACUCUCGCGAGUAUUAAUAGAGUGAUUAAUUGCUUUAAGGGUAUCUACGUUAUAAAGCUAAGCUGUAAAUAAGUACGCUCUAUUUAUCUAAUACUCGACGUAGCGCAACGCAGAAAAUAUGAAUUUCACGAAGAUACAUCCGAGCAUUUACGACGUGAUAAAAAAAUUUGUACUCGCCACAGAGGCGUAACGCCUUCUUUCCCAGAGGUAACUUUACACAUACUAAAUAGACUUACCGUUUCCAUAAGCAAGGUGAUCUCACCGAUCUUGUUCUUAUCGAGAAAACAUUUUUAUAUUACCUGCCUUUAGCAAAGUAUCCGUCCAUACACGUAGAUUUUAGCGCGAUCGCGAGCGAUCAAUCGCCUUUUUACGAGGUGCGCGAUAAAUAGAAUUCUAAGUAAAACUUUCGCUAUGUAAAGAUUGCCUAAAGAAUCCCCAAGGGGAUAUUCUUGAAAGAGAAGAUAUAUAUAUAUAUAUGCAUGUGUGAUACACGUACCUAUUAGCAGAACGCGAAGGCACUCUUGCACAACGUCCGCAAUAUAUAUUUAAAUAUUUGCAACGUAACUUUCAUUAAGAUUUUAAUCAGCUUAAUUGUGCCACGAAUUCUCUCAUAGGUACCUUGCGCGAAUGGAAUUUGAUGUUUAUAAGGCUGCCUUUCAUGUACAUGUUGCAGAAAUAAGAUAAAUAAAUUAAGCGAAUCCAAACGAU